AUGAUAAAUAGUAGACUCUAUUAUCUACUGGUUCUUUUUCAGGUGUACUAUCAUAUCGAUGAUGAGACGGUCCCUUAUUGUACUGAUGUCUUGGUGCCCCCUGAUAAAAUAACAUUGGGGGAUUUUAAACGUGUGUUAACGAGAUCAAAUUUUAAAUACUAUUGCAAGGCACCUGCUCCUGAUUCUGGAGUCUUCCCUGAAGUAAAAGUUGAAAUACGAGAUGAUAGUGAACGUUUGCAUCGAUCAACGAAUGGCCAGUUUGAGCUCUUUUUACUCACAUCAGAAGGCAGUAGUCACUCUGAUGGUUCCUCAGGUCUUCCUUUGAAAACUGUGGUAUCGACGGAUUCCGAUUCUUUCAUCAGUGAUAUGAGAGCGUUACCGCUGCAAGUAAAAGGUAUGGCGAGGCGACAAUUCCAACAGCAAUAUAUUCUUCCUCAAGGACAUCGUGUUGGUCGACGCUUUGAAGACUCAACACUGGGCUCGGAGAGUGAUGCUCGAUUGUUCUCUGAUGAUGAUGAUCGAUCAAGGGUUUCAACAUCCACUGACAUUACUAGUGUCUCUCGGCAGCACCAUGCUGCUGCAUAUCGUAAGCGUCGAAAUCGUCGGAGAUUCCGGCAGCCUUCGCGAGCAUCAUCUUUCAGUAGCAUAACAGAAAGUUCGAUGUCAUUAGAUGUAAUCACAGUUACUUUAAAUAUGGAUACGGUGAAUUUUUUAGGUAUCAGCAUUGUUGGGCAAAGUUCUUCACGAGGUGAUAAUGGCAUUUAUGUGGCUAAUAUUAUGAAAGGAGGUGCUGUAGCGUUAGAUGGAAGAAUUGAACCAGGUGAUAUGAUUUUGCAAGUAAAUGAUAUUUCGUUUGAAAAUUUCACGAAUGAUCAAGCUGUAGACGUUUUGCGUGAAUCAGUCGCACGAAGGGGGCCAAUCAAACUGACAGUAGCUAAAAUGUGGGAUAGUGGACCAAGGAGUGCAUUUACUGUCCCGAGACAUCGAGAUGAACCAGUGCGACCAAUCGAUACUCAAGCAUGGAUUCAACACACCAAUGCUAUGCGAGGAAUGCCAUCAAUUUUAGAAGGUUCCGAAGGCGCUCCUACUCCAAUACCUGGUCAGUAUGGUCGACCUGCAAGUAGCAGUACUGCAACAUCGAAUGGUUCCGUUCCAAACACCAUUGUUGGUGGAGGUUGUUGCAAUUUUGAUAUUCUUCCGCAAUUCCGAUUAGAUGCAAUGACUGACAAAAAGAAAGUUGUUCAAAUGAUGGUCAUGCCCAAUUCUGGAUUAGAUAUCAAAAACAGAACAUGGUUAAAAAUUCCUAUUCCCAUGUCUUUUCUCGGUAGUGAUUUGGUGGACUGGUUGAUGGAGCAUGUUGAUGGUCUUCGUGAUCGAAAAGAUGGGCGCAAAUUCGCCGGUGAAUUAUUGAAAGAAAAAUUGAUCAGUCAUGUGGUUAAUAAAAUUACUUUCACCGAGCAAUGUUAUUACAUUUUGGGCGAAGAAUGUGCUGAUUAUGCUCGCUUGCGGCAAAAUCCUGGGGGUGAUGAUCUUGGUGUUCGAAGUGAAGUAGGAUCAGUUUUACCACCCCCACCACCCGGGCUUGUUGCUGCCGCAGCUGCGCAACAUACUGGAAGAGCUUGGGCACAGCCAACAGUGAUACCACAGAGUGCUCCUUCUAUGGUAAGCGGUAUUGAAAAUGCUGCGAGUGCUGAUGGUAUUGCGCGAUUCUAUCUAACUAACCUAUAG
Molecule: messenger RNA, 1728 nt
Organism: Thelazia callipaeda (thelaziosis nematode)
Lineage: Eukaryota; Metazoa; Nematoda; Chromadorea; Rhabditida; Thelaziidae
Source: the annotation of a GenBank genome assembly